Rangifer tarandus platyrhynchus (Svalbard reindeer) is the source of this 303-nucleotide messenger RNA. The record is from the annotation of a GenBank genome assembly. NCBI's taxonomy places the organism in Eukaryota, Metazoa, Chordata, Mammalia, Artiodactyla, Cervidae.
AUGCAUCUGCCUGCUCACUUGCUGUUCCGAUACUCCCCACCACAGAAGUGUCUCUCUUCUUGCCACUUCAACAGACACAGCUGUUUUGUUGGCUUUCUUCACCACCCUGUGGAUGACACUGAGAAACAACACUUAUCAAGUAAAUAUUUUGCUGAGAAGAAUUGUCUUUUACCUGGUGGUCUACCUUACGAGUACUUAGUUCUGAAAAACUUCCCUGCUAAAACUGCCUUUUUUAACUUUAUUAUUCAUGCCUUUAUGCCACAUUCAGGAUUUUUGGUCAUAUAUUUCCUGGCACAUGUGUAG